Molecule: messenger RNA, 1833 nt
Organism: Zootermopsis nevadensis
Lineage: Eukaryota; Metazoa; Arthropoda; Insecta; Blattodea; Termopsidae
Gene: msl-3
Product: male-specific lethal 3
Biological process (GO): chromatin organization; regulation of DNA-templated transcription
Cellular component (GO): NuA4 histone acetyltransferase complex; MSL complex; nucleus
Source: RefSeq, a predicted model, not a curated record
AAAUACCGGUUUGUUCGCUGAAUUUCUCAUACUGUUGUUUUGGUAUGGAGGAUGGUGUCUACUCGAGGUGUGAAAUUCAAAUUCUCCGAAGGAGAAAAGGUUCUAUGUUAUGAACCAGAUCCGACGAAAGCAAAAGUGCUAUAUGAUUCUAAGGUACUGGAGGUUAUUGUGAACAAGGACCAAAGGGGGAGAAAGGCAAUAGAAUAUCUUAUCCAUUUUCAGGGUUGGAAUUCUUCAUGGGACAGAUGUGUGAGUGAGGAUUAUGUGCUGAAGGAUACUGACGAGAAUCGGCAACUGCAGAGAGACCUGGCUGAAAAAGCUCAACUUCAGUUGGGUGCAUACUUGUACAGACGUGAGCGCAAGAAGCGCCAUCGGAAACUGUCAGAGAAAAUUAGUGAGAGCCUGGAGCAGAAGAAGUUACGUCGACGACGUGGUGGGGAUAGGUCCUCUGAAGAUGGAAGCUCGGGAGGAAGCCACAGUCAGCGAGAUGGAGACAACAGUGAUGAAGGAGAGGAGAUGACAUCGUCUGAAGUAGAAUCUUCUGGUGAAGCUGAUGAGGAACGGGUACCCUUGGAGCUCAGUGAUACGCUGAAAAGACUAUUGGAGGAAGAUCAUGAUCUCAUCACAAAGAAAAAUAAAGUUUUGAAGCUUCCAGCUGAUCCAAAUAUAGUAACAAUUCUCGAAGGAUAUGUAAAGAACUGUGCUGUGAAUCAGUUGUGUGGUAUAGGGGAGAAACCACAACGUCGAUAUCGUUAUCAUUACGAAAAUAAUAAAGGCAGGGAUCUGGAUAGAGCUUGUCGCAGCUUAAAUAUAUGCAAAGAAGUUGUUGAUGGUGUACGUAUUUACUUUGACUUCACACUCAGUGACUUGUUGCUGUAUAACCAAGAGCGAGAGCAGUUCGAGCAGCUCAGAAAUCAGCAAGCAGAGCCUACAAUCAAACAAGAAAUAGAGAUUUAUGACAACGAACUCAAUAACGUUGUUGUGAAGGAGGAGGAGGAUGAAGAUGAUGAUGAUGAUGAUCUCUCAUUGCCUGGCCAAGAUGAUGAGAUGGAAACCGAUGGGCAGACCCACUGUUGUACUGGUAGCAUGAUGCACAUAACAGGCAGAGAACAUGGUUUGGAUAAUGGAGAUACCACAGGUGAAGGCGACAGGAAAAGAAGCCUGCGUUCUCAUCGGCCAGAUGCAAAUGAGUGUAUUUUACCUGAUGCCAAUGACAUUAGCAAACUGAAUGCUCGAACUCUGAACCAUGGCACUAAUUUCCAUGAAAAUCAUUUUCAUGUAAUCAACAUAAAACAAGAAGCACAUCACUUCGCCCUCACCAAUAUCAAGCAGGAGCCAUGUAACACACAGAUGUCAAGUAUUGCCAGCACAAGCUCUCGGUGCUCCACUCCUACUAUCAGCUUACCUCCUUUUGUUGCUGCUGGUAACACUGCUCAUUCCCAUGCAGUUGCCAGUUCAGUAGCAUCCUCGUCACCAAAGCACACAACACUGUUGUCUCAGAUACUUGCUUGGCAGCUAGUUCCUCAAAGCCUAUACUCAGAAGUACCUGUAGCCCCAUCACUUGUUUAUGGGGCCAUACAUCUGGCAAGGCUAUUUGUUAAGUUACCUGAUUUACUUUAUGCCACAAACAUGCCAGAAAGGAAGUUGAAAGUUCUUCUGCGUCACCUAGACAUGUUUCUAGGUUACAUGGAGGAACACCAAGAAUGGUUCGGUGAACAGUUCUAUAAGGAAAACAGCAGUAUCUGUGGAUAACAUGUUUCUUCAGAUUUAUUCUCAUCAGAUUCCUGUGCUUUAGUUAGAGUAUUAUUGUAGUGACAAUCAAAAGCUUUUUGA